Hydatigera taeniaeformis is the source of this 972-nucleotide messenger RNA. The record is from the annotation of a GenBank genome assembly. Lineage: Eukaryota; Metazoa; Platyhelminthes; Cestoda; Cyclophyllidea; Taeniidae.
AUGUGCGAGUCCUGUGUGGCCGAAGAGCCUGUAUCCUACGAUUGGCCGCGGGAUGUUAAUUAUUGCUAUUCCCUAUGGUCUCUUGCCAGUUUCAUUGGGAUUCUACUAUUUAAUUACUGUCUUGGACCUCGUGUGUUUGAAAGGGUGUCUUCUACUUACCGUCGUCUUCCACCCCUCCAGAGACUGGAGUGGAAUUGUCGCGUCUCUUCCACUAUUCAUGCCACCUUGGUGACUCUCCUCAGUUUCAUGUCUCUUCUCUUUGACACUUCUCAAUGGGCUGAUCCAAUCGCCUCCAUUUCGCGACCCGGUUGCAUAGCCUUGUCAAUAACGAUCGGAUACAUGCUUGCAGGUAGCCGCAGCGGAUUUCGUUUUUUUUAUCUUUUAGAUACAAUUUCGAUGUUCACAUUCCAAAGGGGACUGGAACUGCUUCUAUUUUGUACUCAUCACCUCGUAGUCGCCAUCUGCUUCACCUUCCUUCUGGUAAGGCCCACUGGGACUCCUCACCUUUCUCCUUCGGUUAUCUACAGAAUAGCCCCCGUCUACGCCAUCAUUCGGCUGACCAGUGAAAUUUCGACACCAUUUCUAAAUCAAAGAUGGUUCUAUCGCAUUGUUGGCGGGAAGAAUGCGGACAGACGAGCGGCCAAUGCCACUCUCGUUUUCACCUGCCUUUUCACUCUUGGACGAUACGUCUUACCCUUUCCUUACUGGGUAGUUUUCUAUCGUCACUUCAACUCCAAGCCUCACUUGGCCGUCAAGGACAAGUUGCCUUUCUUCACCAACUGCUUUAUUUCAUGUCCUGUCCUCCUCGAUAUUCUCAAUGCUGCUUGGGGCUACCCAGUCUUUAUUGUUACUAAAAAGGCUCUAGUUACCCUAGGAUACAUCCGUUCUACACCUAAACGCAAUGGAAUGUUGAAUCACAAUGGAGGAGUAGGGAGUAGCUCUUACUGCAACGGAAGCCUCCACGAGGAGUAG